Messenger RNA from Linum tenue, 702 nucleotides. The record is from the annotation of a GenBank genome assembly. Lineage: Eukaryota; Viridiplantae; Streptophyta; Magnoliopsida; Malpighiales; Linaceae.
AUGUUCAAUUUUUUUUUCCGGCUGCUUUGGUGCUCCUUCGUGCUCAGCAACAAAGUAGGGUUCAUUCACCCUUCGCAAUUUGCGACAUUGGAGAAAGAUCCUGAAGCUGGUAGCUCACGAUCGGAAGCCUCGGAUGCGCUGGAUGGUGGAGAUGGGAGCUUCUGGAUUCGAGAUCACAAACUGGGCAUUUCUUCGGAGGUUGUUCUCCGCUUGUACAAGGCUGCCAGAGAACAAUUCAUGAAUGCAAUUGCAGAAUACAAGAAACUCAGCGACCUAUCUCUUCCUUCUGCUGAAGCUCUAGGAAUUGUGGUUAUGAAAUGCAACAAAGCACUUGUGUUGUUAAGCCCUGAUUUCGGGACUGCUUGGAAUUCCAGAAAGUUAAUCGUAUCGAAGAAGACACAAGCGUCGAUGUUCACUGACGAGCUCCGCUUGUCUGCCCUUGUCCAUUCGUAUUCACCCAAGAGCGAGCAAGCAUGGAGCCAUAGGAGGUGGGUGAUCAAGAAUAUGGCCAAAAAUCGUACAACUUUGCAAGAGAUUCUGAGGGAAGAAUCUGACCUGAGAUCAAAGAUGAACUAUCGUGCAUGGAAUCACCGCUGCUGGUUGGUUUCUUACAUGGAUAGAGAACAGGUGAUACAGGAACUGAGCAAUCCAAAAUGUGGGCUGGGUUACAUGUUGCUGAUCAUUCUUGCUUUCAUUAUCGCA